ACUGGUGACAGUCGCCACCAUGGGUUGUGGCUCGAGCUCUAACCAGCCCUUGGCCACGGAACCACGGCCGGUUCCUAACGGCGAACCUGUCCUGCUAAACGUUCACCACAGGGGAGCUGGCGAUGGUGCCUCUGAAGUGCCGUCUGUCCCCGCUAUAGUAGAGCCGGUUGUGACUGUGACGUCCCCCUCACCUCAGCUGCCCAGCCGCUGCCGACUCACCGUGCUACACUUCAACGACGUGUACAACAUCGAGGAGCGGCCGAACACCGAGCCUGUGGGCGGGGCGGCGCGGUUCGCCUCCGCCAUGGGGAAAUACUGGGACAAGAACCCGCUCGUCUUCUUCUCAGGAGACUGCCUCAAUCCCUCCAUGAUGAGCAGUAUUACAAAAGGCAAACAGAUGGUCCCUGUCCUAAACUCACUCAAGGUUAAGGCCGCCGUGUACGGGAAUCACGACUUUGACUUUGGAGUUGACGAACUGGAGGACGUUACCAUGGAGACGAAGUUUCCCUGGCUGAUGAGUAACGUGAUUGACACGUUGACAGACAAGCCGCUGGCGGACGGGCUGGAGAAAACUGUCAUCGUGUGGGGCACAAAAAAGAUUGGCCUCAUCGGUUUAGUGGAGGAAGAGUGGCUGGUUACCCUGGCAACGGUGGACAAGGACGACCUGAAGUAUCUGGACUACGUGGAGGAGGGGAGGAGACUGGCUAAGGAACUCAAGGAGGAGGGCGCUGACCUUGUGAUCGCGCUGACGCACAUGAGAUGGCCCAAUGACGUCAGACUGGCGGAGGAGGUGGAGGAGGUUGACUUGAUCCUGGGCGGACACGACCACGACUAUGACGUCAGAAAGGUAAACGGGAAAUACAUCGUGAAGAGCGGGACUGAGUUCCGGCAGUUCACCAAGGUGGAGAUCGACUUCAUCGGCCCGAAGUUCGAGAUCAGCACGAUGCAGGUGGACGUCACCAGCGCGUACCGGGAGGAUGGGGAGAUGAAGAAAAUUGUUGAGGAGUUCACAGGUUUGAUGUCUGAUAAGACAGCCACCACGCUGGGGAGGAUGGAAUCUGAGCUGGACGGGAGAUUCGCCACCGUCAGAACUCAGGAGAGCGCUCUUGGAAACUUCCUGACUGACGUGAUGGUAGCCGCUACUCAGGCGGACCUGGCCAUCCUGAACUCAGGCACCAUGCGGUCCGACUCCGUCCAUGGCGCCGGGGACUUCACCAUCAAGGACCUGCUGACCAUCCUGCCGCUCAUCGACCCGCUGGUGGUCCUGGAGGCUACAGGUACUCAGAUCAUGCAGGCUCUGGAGAACGGAGUGAGUCAGUACCCUAAAACUGAGGGCAGGUUCCCGCAGGUGUCGGGCAUCGUCUUCGGGUUCGACCCCGAGGGACCAGCGGGCAGCAGGGUGGACCCUAACUCCGUCAAGAUAGACGGGGAAUACCUGGUGCCUGACAAGGUGUACAAAGUAUGCACUAAAGCGUACAUAGCACGUGGCAAGGACGGAUACGACGUGUUUAAGGACUGCAAACCACUGACGGAUCCAGACGAGGGCCCGAUCCUGUCCACUGUCAUCCAGAACCACUUCACCGCCGUGGACAUCGUGAAGGGUCUGAAACCCUGCCGGUCCGGGCAUCACCAGAGCCUCAUCAACGUGGCCAGCGUAGCAAAGUAG
Branchiostoma belcheri (Belcher's lancelet) is the source of this 1666-nucleotide messenger RNA. RefSeq names its product trifunctional nucleotide phosphoesterase protein YfkN-like. Gene Ontology annotation, biological process: nucleotide catabolic process. Bases 20 to 1666 code for a protein of 548 amino acids. Gene Ontology annotation, molecular function: hydrolase activity. The transcript has 12 exons. NCBI's taxonomy places the organism in Eukaryota, Metazoa, Chordata, Leptocardii, Amphioxiformes, Branchiostomatidae. The record is from RefSeq and is a predicted model, not a curated record.